Molecule: messenger RNA, 7313 nt
Organism: Grammomys surdaster
Lineage: Eukaryota; Metazoa; Chordata; Mammalia; Rodentia; Muridae
Gene: Lamc1
Product: laminin subunit gamma 1
Exons: 28
Coding region: 1-4824 (1607 amino acids)
Molecular function (GO): extracellular matrix structural constituent
Source: RefSeq, a predicted model, not a curated record
AUGACGGGCGGCGGGCGGGCCGCGCUGGCCCUGCAGCCCCAGGGGCGGCUGUGGCCGCUGCUGGCUGUGCUGGCGGCUGUGGCGGGCUGUGUCCGGGCGGCCAUGGACGAGUGCGCGGAUGAGGGCGGCCGGCCGCAGCGCUGCAUGCCGGAGUUUGUUAAUGCCGCCUUCAAUGUGACCGUGGUGGCUACCAACACGUGUGGGACUCCGCCCGAGGAGUACUGCGUGCAGACUGGGGUGACCGGAGUCACCAAGUCCUGUCACCUGUGCGACGCCGGCCAGCAACACCUGCAACACGGGGCAGCUUUCCUGACCGACUACAACAACCAGGCCGACACCACCUGGUGGCAAAGCCAGACUAUGCUGGCCGGGGUGCAGUACCCCAACUCCAUCAACCUCACGCUGCACCUGGGAAAGGCCUUUGACAUCACUUAUGUACGUCUCAAGUUCCAUACCAGCCGCCCAGAGAGUUUCGCCAUUUAUAAGCGCACCAGGGAAGAUGGGCCCUGGAUUCCUUACCAGUACUACAGCGGCUCCUGUGAGAACACGUACUCAAAGGCUAACCGUGGCUUCAUCAGGACUGGAGGGGAUGAGCAGCAGGCCUUGUGUACAGAUGAAUUCAGUGACAUUUCCCCCCUCACUGGCGGCAACGUGGCCUUUUCAACUCUGGAAGGAAGGCCAAGUGCCUACAACUUUGACAACAGCCCCGUGCUACAGGAAUGGGUAACUGCCACUGACAUCAGAGUGACACUCAAUCGCCUGAACACCUUUGGAGAUGAAGUGUUUAACGACCCCAAAGUUCUCAAGUCCUACUAUUACGCAAUCUCAGACUUUGCGGUGGGCGGCAGGUGUAAAUGUAACGGGCAUGCCAGUGAGUGUGUAAAGAACGAGUUUGACAAACUCGUGUGCAACUGCAAACAUAACACAUACGGAGUUGACUGUGAAAAGUGCCUGCCUUUCUUCAAUGACCGGCCGUGGAGGAGGGCGACUGCGGAGAGCGCCAGCGAGUGCCUGCCUUGUGACUGCAAUGGCCGAUCCCAAGAAUGCUACUUCGACCCUGAACUAUACCGUUCCACUGGACAUGGCGGCCACUGUACCAACUGCCGCGAUAACACAGAUGGUGCCAAGUGUGAGAGGUGCCGGGAGAAUUUCUUCCGUCUGGGGAACACAGAAGCCUGCUCUCCAUGCCACUGCAGCCCCAUUGGUUCUCUCAGCACACAGUGUGACAGUUAUGGCCGGUGCAGCUGUAAGCCUGGAGUGAUGGGCGACAAGUGUGACCGUUGCCAGCCUGGGUUCCAUUCCCUCACUGAGGCAGGAUGCAGGCCAUGCUCCUGCGAUCCUUCUGGCAGCACAGACGAGUGUAAUGUUGAAACAGGAAGAUGUGUUUGCAAAGACAACGUUGAAGGCUUCAGCUGUGAGAGAUGCAAACCUGGGUUUUUUAAUCUGGAGUCGUCUAAUCCUAAGGGUUGCACACCCUGCUUCUGUUUUGGGCAUUCUUCUGUGUGCACAAAUGCUGUCGGCUACAGUGUUUAUGACAUCUCCUCCACCUUUCACACUGAUGAGGAUGGGUGGCGUGUGGAACAGAGAGAUGGCUCAGAGGCGUCCCUCGAGUGGUCCUCAGACAGGCAGGAUAUCGCUGUGAUCUCUGACAGUUACUUCCCUAGAUACUUCAUCGCCCCGGCAAAGUUCCUGGGCAACCAGGUCCUGAGUUACGGGCAGAACCUUUCCUUCUCCUUCCGAGUGGACAGACGGGACACUCGCCUCUCUGCAGAGGACCUAGUGCUUGAAGGCGCUGGCUUGAGAGUAUCUGUGCCCUUGAUUGCUCAGGGAAACUCCUAUCCUAGCGAGACUACUGUGAAGUACAUCUUCAGGCUCCAUGAAGCAACGGAUUACCCUUGGAGGCCUGCUCUCUCCCCCUUUGAAUUUCAGAAGCUCCUAAACAAUUUGACCUCUAUCAAGAUCCGUGGCACAUACAGUGAGAGAAGUGCUGGGUAUUUGGAUGAUGUCACCUUGCAAAGUGCUCUUCCUGGGCCUGGAGUCCCUGCCACGUGGGUGGAGUCCUGCACCUGUCCAGUGGGGUAUGGAGGGCAGUUCUGUGAGAUGUGCCUCCCAGGCUACAGAAGAGAGACUCCAAGCCUUGGACCUUACAGCCCGUGUGUGCUCUGUACCUGUAAUGGGCACAGUGAGACCUGUGACCCUGAGUCAGGUGUCUGUGACUGCAGAGACAAUACAGCCGGCCCCCACUGUGAGAAAUGUAGUGAUGGGUACUAUGGAGACUCAACCCUGGGCACCUCCUCUGACUGCCAGCCUUGUCCCUGCCCUGGUGGCUCAAAUUGUGCCAUUGUCCCAAAGACAAAGGAAGUGGUGUGCACGCACUGUCCAACUGGCACAGCUGGUAAGAGAUGUGAACUCUGUGAUGACGGCUACUUUGGAGACCCCCUGGGCAGCAAUGGACCAGUGAGACUGUGCCGCCCGUGUCAAUGUAAUGACAACAUAGACCCCAACGCAGUUGGCAACUGUAACCGCCUGACGGGAGAAUGUCUGAAGUGCAUCUAUAACACAGCUGGCUUCUACUGUGACCGAUGCAAAGAAGGGUUUUUCGGGAAUCCCCUGGCUCCCAAUCCAGCAGACAAAUGCAAAGCCUGCGCCUGCAAUCCCUAUGGGACAGUACAGCAGCAGAGCAGCUGUAACCCGGUGACUGGGCAGUGCCAGUGUCUGCCUCAUGUGUCUGGCCGGGACUGUGGCGCUUGUGACCCUGGCUUCUAUAACCUGCAGAGCGGGCAAGGCUGCGAGAGGUGUGACUGCCAUGCUUUGGGUUCCACCAAUGGGCAAUGUGACAUCCGCACCGGGCAGUGUGAGUGCCAGCCUGGCAUCACCGGUCAGCACUGUGAGCGCUGUGAGACCAACCACUUCGGGUUUGGACCUGAAGGCUGCAAACCUUGUGACUGUCACCAUGAAGGAUCUCUUUCACUCCAAUGUAAAGAUGACGGCCGUUGCGAAUGCAGGGAAGGCUUUGUGGGCAAUCGCUGUGACCAGUGUGAAGAGAACUAUUUCUACAAUCGGUCUUGGCCUGGCUGCCAGGAGUGUCCAGCUUGUUACCGGCUGGUGAAGGAUAAGGUUGCUGAGCAUCGAGUGAAACUCCAGGAGUUAGAGAGCCUCAUAGCAAACCUUGGGACCGGGGAUGAGAUGGUGACAGAUCAGGCCUUUGAGGACAGACUGAAGGAAGCAGAGAGGGAGGUUACAGACCUCCUCCGUGAGGCUCAGGAAGUCAAAGAUGUAGAUCAAAAUUUGAUGGAUCGCCUUCAGAGAGUAAACAGUAGUCUGCACAGCCAAAUUAGCCGACUGCAGAAUAUCAGGAAUACUAUUGAAGAGACUGGGAUCUUGGCUGAUCGAGCAAGGUCCCGAGUGGCGAGUACAGAGCAGCUGAUUGAGAUCGCCUCUAGGGAGCUCGAGAAAGCAAAGAUGGCUGCUGCCAAUGUGUCAAUCACUCAGCCAGAGUCUACAGGGGAGCCAAACAACAUGACCCUCUUGGCAGAAGAAGCGCGAAGACUUGCAGAGCGUCAUAAACAGGAAGCUGAUGACAUUGUACGAGUGGCAAAGACAGCCAACGAGACAUCAACUGAGGCGUAUAAUCUGCUUUUGAAGACCCUGGCAGGAGAAAAUCAAACUGCGUUGGAGAUUGAAGAGCUUAACCGGAAGUAUGAACAAGCAAAGAACAUCUCUCAGGACCUGGAGAAGCAGGCUGCCAGAGUCCAUGAGGAAGCCAAGCGAGCAGGUGACAAAGCUGUAGAGAUCUAUGCCAGUGUGGCCCAGCUGACCCCUGUGGACUCGGAGGCACUGGAGAAUGAAGCAAAUAAAAUCAAGAAAGAAGCUGCAGAUCUGGACCGUGUGAUUGACCAGAAGCUAAAGGAUUAUGAGGACCUCAGGGAAGACAUGAGGGGAAAGGAACAUGAAGUAAAGAACCUUCUAGAGAAGGGAAAAGCUGAACAGCAGACUGCCGACCAACUCCUAGCUCGAGCUGACGCUGCCAAGGCUCUUGCUGAGGAAGCUGCUAAAAAGGGACGGAAUACCUUACAAGAAGCCAAUGACAUUCUCAACAACCUGAAAGAUUUUGAUAGACGCGUGAACGAUAACAAGACUGCUGCGGAAGAAGCUCUUAGGAGAAUUCCCGCCAUCAACCGGACCAUAGCUGAAGCCAAUGAGAAGACAAGGGAGGCACAGCUGGCGCUGGGCAAUGCGGCAGCUGAUGCCACUGAGGCCAAGAACAAAGCCCAUGAGGCGGAGAGGAUUGCCAGCGCUGUGCAGAAGAAUGCCACCAGUACCAAGGCGGACGCAGAAAGAACCUUCGCGGAAGUUACAGAUCUGGAUAAUGAGGUGAACGGCAUGUUGAGGCAGCUAGAGGAAGCAGAGAACGAGCUGAAGGAGAAGCAAAAGGAGGCCGACCGGGACAUGAUGAUGGCAGGGAUGGCUUCGCAGGCUGCUCAGGAAGCUGACCUCAAUGCCAGAAAGGCCAAAAACUCUGUCACCAGCCUCCUUAGCCAGCUGACCGACCUCUUGGAGCAGCUGGGACAGCUGGACACAGUGGACCUGAACAAGCUCAAUGAGAUCGAAGGCUCCCUGAACAAAGCCAAAGAUGAAAUGAAGGUCAGCGACCUGGACAGAAAGGUAUCUGAUCUAGAAAAUGAGGCCCGGAAGCAGGAGGCAGCCAUCAUGGACUACAACCGAGACAUAGAGGAGAUCAUCAAGGACAUUCACAACCUGGAGGACAUCAAGAAGACCCUACCGACCGGCUGCUUUAACACCCCGUCCAUCGAGAAGCCCUAGCCUCAGAAGGGCUGUAAGGCAGCGUCCCUGACAGGGGGCCCUGUGAGGCCUCGGUGCCUUGACACAAAAAUUACACUUUUCAGACCCCCACUUCUCUGCUGCUCUCCAUCACUGUCCUUUUGACCCAAGAAAAGUCAGAGUUUAAAGAGAAGCAAGUUAAACAUCCUUAACCAGGAACAAAGGGUUCUGCCUAAUAAAGUCUGUCCUCCACUCCUGUCAGCACCCUACCAGAACUUUCCUUGUUUGCCUGAAGUCACAGCAUCUUCCAGUGGCAUACCCACAUCAUGUGAACCUUUUUAUGCCAGGGCAAACCCAGCCCCCUUCCCUUUCUCAACACCAGCAGGACCUAUCUCAGUACUCAUAUUUCUAUGAAGGAAAUGUUUGGCGCCUCAUCGUAGCAUUGAGAUGGCCAGUAUGUCCAGUCUGCAUCUUCUGCCUCCUCUUUGAAACAAAAGGAAAUAAACACCCUGUGCCAAAGAUAUUGGUCAUGUAGCUGUUUGAGCAUAGGACACUGAGCCAUUGUGGGUAUAGUGUAGUUACGUAUGGGUCUCCAAGAGAACAUGGCUCAAAGAUGCUUAGGAUUUUCUCCUGUAUUGACUAGGAAGAUAAACGUUUUCCAAACCCUCAGGCAGCUGAUAAAAAGUCUGGAUGGGCAGCUUGCACACACCACUACACUAGGUAGCUUUUGAUAUUUUUAUAAACAGGACUUAAUGCAGAAGAGACAGAGAUGUGAUAACCACUCAAGUUUUUUCCCCAAGUCUUACUAAUUCUUGGAGCUUUGUUAGUGUGUUAGUCUUGGAACUAUUGUUAAGAUAUCUAUCAAAACAGUUGUCCUCUAAGGUCUUGACCAAUGAAAGAAGAGCAAAUCUUUUCCCCAUAUUUUCUGGGAAGUGGAUGGAAUUGGGAUGUAACAUUUGGCCCUCAGCUCCAGUUCUCUUCUGGUGUUUCCGUUCUUUCUAGAACUCUUCAAAACACAUCAUUGUUUGCCAGAUCCUGGUGGCAAACGCUGCUCUCAGUGUUUCUCAAGGCAGCCAACCCCAUCUAGUUCCUGCACUUUGUGGCUCCGCCCACUCUAAGCCUUUCCUCUGUGUGGAGAGGGAAGGUCCAUGCAUGGCAUUUCCUAGUGGGCUUCUCAACCUCUGGUCCUCAGCUCUGUGGUUUCCUUAAGACCACACUGUGACAGUUCCCUGCUACACGCCCCUCUUCCUACCUGCCUGUCUCUGAGAUUCAUAUUUAGCCUUUAACACUAUGCAAUUUUGUACUUUGCGUAGCGGGGGAAAGAAACUAUUAUCUGACACACUGGUGCUAUUAAUUAUUUGAAAUUUAUAUUUUUUGUGUGAAUGGAUUUUGUUUAUCAUGAUUAUAGAAUAAGGAAUUUAUGUAAAUAUUCCCAGUCCUCCUAGAAUGGCACUGUCUGCUCACGUCUCUGCUCAGUUUUCCGUCUCUGGCACAGAAAGCUGUACGCCUCCUCCCUUCCCUCCCUCUCUGAGUCAUGCCUGGUCCCAGUGUUCUGCUCUGCCUCUGCCUGUGUUUGCAGCACCUUCACUGUUUGACAGGAAGCCUGCUCAAACACUGCCUGACCAAAGAGGUCCCUCUUCCCCGUAGCUCUGACCAUCUGGGCUGCAGCUCCAUGCAGUUCUCAGUGCCUGCCCUGGAGCUGUAGCCAAGCCGACCGGGUAAAGGGAUUAGGAAAGUUUGCUGAGGGAACCUUGCCACGCGGGUCAGUUUUGUAGGGGAGCAUGUGAUGACUGAGCACUUGAGGGCGUCGGCACAGUGCUGCUGAUGAGAGAGGAGGGCUCUGCUCAGCCUGUCUCCAUCUCUGUUGGGCAUACGGAGAUCAUCACAGAGUCUCAGCUAGGCAUCCCUGAGGUUGCGCUUCUGCUCCUCCAAGGCCUUUUCUGCUAUUGCAGAGGUGCGGCCUCACCAAGUGCAGUGCUGAUUGGCUAGUUCCUCUAUUAUGAGCUCACCACCUUAACAUUUUGGUCACAGUUGCAAGAAAAUGGCUAAAACAGACUUCCAGCAUCCUUUGGGUCAACACUAUUCCAGCAGGUCCUAGGCGCUGGUGGGUGGGGUGUUUUGGUUUGUCCUCUCCAUCUUUGUGGUAUAUUUUUAAACAGAAUUUUAUUUUUAAAAAUGAAAGUUUAUAAGAUGAUAUCUUAUUACACUCCUGUGACGCAGCCAUUGCUUCAUUGUAUAGUUCCAGUAAUCUGUAUUUUAUGUAAUAAAAUGGACAGAAUGGCUGCUGUAGAAUGCCGGGUAUCACAAGGAACAGAUGGUUUUAUUCCCCGCCCUGCCCCCCCCCAUGGAAUUUCCCUUUGAUUCCAACUGUGGCUCUUCCCAAUGUGCCUUCACUUUAGUUGUUUGCCUUAAACUCUACAGUCUUCCCCCAGGGAGGUUAAUUUUAAAGCGCAACACUUGGCAUUUUUUAUGUUUAAAAAAAGAAAACAGUAUUUUAUUUAUAAUAAAAUCUGAAUAUUUGUAACCCUUUA